Messenger RNA from Ochlerotatus camptorhynchus, 3827 nucleotides. Its product is annotated as ras guanine nucleotide exchange factor V. The transcript is spliced from 4 exons. The record is from RefSeq and is a predicted model, not a curated record. Lineage: Eukaryota; Metazoa; Arthropoda; Insecta; Diptera; Culicidae. The coding region runs from base 1316 to 2506 and encodes 396 amino acids.
AGUAGUUGGAGAAUGAUGAUGACAUCAAUGGGAAGUUCCUAGCUCCUCUGGAUAAAAGAAAAGUUCGCACUCCAUCUCUAUUGUGCUUAUUUUUCUGACGGUACCCAAACAUCAUGGUAUCGCUUCUGCUGGUCGAUUGAAUUUUGGUUGUGAUUAGUGAUUGUUCCCGUUUCGCUGAAAUUUCAAGCACGACCCCACGGUGAUUGACAACGCGAAGUGAGAGAAGUACUUCCUGCUGAGAAGGCCCUCCUAUAAAAGGAAAAUCGAAAUUACGUUGUAGCUUUUCUUCGUGAAAAGUAAGGUAACUUCAAGCCAAGGGAAAAGCAAAGGAACAAUAAAUAGAAAUACUGGUGCGCGUUUGUUGACUGAACUCCAAUCGAUAAUCACGGGAAGGUUAUCGUAUUUUUGUUUGGACCGAGCGCUCCACCCAAUGUUUCUUGGGAGGUUGCAAUCGAUCAUCGAUUCAUCAUCAUCGCCAUCCCGUUAGCGCAGGAAGGAGAGCCAACUGCACAGAGCAGGGAAAAAUUGGAUCAUACAGUGAGUGAAAGUACAUAUAGUGUGGCGCUUUUCUAUCGAGCCGUGUGAGUUAUAUUUUUGCACCAGCCGUAAAAGUAUGUUGUGAAAAGUCGUACCCAAAGUGCUGUGAACCAACAGCAGCAGGAGUGAAAAACGCACACCAACAUAGAAAAUAACAUUAGACGGAGGGAGAACCACCGCCGAGGAACUUGAUGUUGACAUCUAGAAGUGGAUCGCCACUUCCCUUCUGUGGUUGUUGCGCGUGACCAAUGAAGAGAUAUCGUAUCGACUCGAUAGUGUAGCAUUGAAGUGAUGAUAGAGCUAUAUCUCGGUGUUGUUGUUUUCUGAUAUCAGCAUUUCGAAACCUGUGAAAGCUUAGCUAGUGCGCUAGCAUAACACCGUAUAUAUAAACAAAAUAAAAAGUCCGAUAGAAACGUGAAACGUCUGGCUGUUGGAGAGCUUUGUGAGUGUGUGGAGGACAGACGACUUUACCAACACAGUCAGCUCUUGUACCAUCAGCGUUUAUCGAGCCGCAGUGAGCCGCAGCGUUGUUGGUACCGUAUCAAAUAAUACUGCCAUUAUUAUUAUUAUUACAAGGAAAAGCGGUGAGAGCCGUCGUUCUACGCGCCGCCGGCAGUCUUCUGGUCGACUAGAAGCAGACGACGAUUCAAAACGAAAGUGAAUGUGAACGUGAGAAGAUCGAUUCUUGAACCGUGAAACGAUUAUUUACUACCAAUUGUGAUAGAUUGGAUUUAGUGUGUGAGCGAACCUAGUUCCGGAUCAAAACGAACGUGUAGUGAUGAUUAAAGUUACCAAAGCAACCGGGGCGUACGCGGCCCUGGUUUCCGUCAUAUCUGGGACCAUUGUAUGGUUCAACUUUCGACCGUUGGGAAUAUUUUUCUUCUCCGGAUUGGUGGUGUUUUGGUGCCGACAGUACGCCAAUCUCCGCCUGCAGAUGACCCCGCUGGUGGAGGACAAGCUCCGGAACCUGGGCCACCGGGCGCUCCAGAUGCGAAACGAGAAGCCCGGUCUGUUCUGUGCGCUCAUAUCGGGCUUCCUGAUUGUGUUGGCCAUCGUCGGUCACGUGGUUUCCGGAGCGUACAUCGUCGUCGCGCUGCUGGUGCUGUCCAUCGUGAUUUCCACCAAGUAUGACAUCAAAAUCGUUGCCGAUCGUGACCAAACUUCAACCCCACUGACGGCAAGUUUCCUGGAUCAAGAGGUGGAAGAUUUCCUCCCGGAAAUCAACGAAGCCAGCGCAUCGCUGCUGCAGCAGGUCGGCGAAGAAGCGGACAUCAGCGCGGUCUACAAGACGGACAGUACCAUCAGCGAGCGCGGUGGAGGCGGCAAAGACGACGAGGACGAUGACGACGAUACCUACUCGGAUCUGCUGAUUCCCCAGAACAGUAUUAAGGAAUUGGAAGAGGAAGACGAAGAGCAAUCCAAUGCGUCCAGCAGCGACGAAUUGUUGCUCGGCAGUAGUGGACCAGCCGCCCACUCGGCCGCCGAUGCUUCCACCGGGGAGAUUAAGUUUAAGAGCGGCCACUUCAAUGCCAACACUUCCUCCGAUUCGGACGAUAGCAUUUCCCGGGGGUUGAGCUUUGACGAUGUACCCGACAGGGGUAGUAGCAGUAGGAAGAGAGGGCAUCACCAGCAACAGUAUCAACAACUAGAACAGCGGCCUAUGCUGCAACAGCAGCAGCAGCAGCAGCAGCAGCAAGAUCAGCUAGCCAGUUUAGCCGGGAAUCUACUGACGAGUGGGGUGCUGAGCUAUCUUACCUCUGCCAUGGCUGCCAGCGCUUCCGCCGCAAUGAGUCAGUCGCAUCCGGCUCCGAGCAACAGUGCCCACGCCAGUAGGCACAACCGCAUGACAGUGUCCUCCUCGGGUGACCGACGGACGUACGGAGCAGCGGUGGCCGAGGGUGAUUCGACCGACGAGGACGGCGACAGCGACUUUGAAAUGCUGAACCCGGACGAGCUGAACAAUGUUUAAAAGGACGCGGAUCUGCCGGACAACUUUUCUGGAGCAUCAGCAGGUAUUUUCUAUGUGGAACUUUUUUCAGUAACUGUUCGUGCAACGGUGAGUCCAUUUGGAGGGAGUGAUAUUGGUGUGGAUUUGAGGCGAUUUUUCGAAUUUUUCUGAUCAUUGAUUUGUUAGAAGAUACCACUUUGUAACUUUUUUCCUUUGAUUUUCAACAUUCAUUUUUGAAAAGCUUCUCUUGACGUUUCGAAAGCAAAAUUAUGAAGCGAUCAUUAUUAUUUCUACGUUAUUGACUUUUAUUUGGAUAUUUCUCAUCAAUAUUUUUUCUGAGUUAAUUACAAAACAUACAAUUAUUUUGUUAUAAAUUAAAAGAAUCUAUCUUAUCUAAAACCAUCUUGAAUUUCGCCAAUAUGACUACCCAAACAAUAAAUCAAUUAGAGACCCACUGUCCCGGAAAGGAUCACUCCUCUUGUCUUGUAAAUAGUUGUACAUGUCUCCCCCCUAAAACUGCUUAUUCCAUUGCCUUCCCCCGAUUUUAUCCCCAAACUCUAUUAAUCGAAAACUAAGACACAAACGACGGAAUUAGUCUACAAAAGUGGCAAUCCCAUUUUUUUCGCAAACCGCGAAGCGCGAACAAAAUUACUAACUCGGAGCAUUUUUUAGUUAGUUGUCUUCAUGCAACCGGUAGUACGGUUACCAACAUAAAUCCCGAAUAGACAUCCCACCCACCCCACCUCUGGUAGAGCAGAGAGCAUCCAUGCGAAAUAAAAGCACACACCUUAGAUACACACAGAACAAACAAACAGUAACGAGAGCUAGUCCAAAGAGUUUUAGAUUUUAACGGAUUCAACCACCCGGAAACGAUGAUUUAUUCAACAAAACUGCAAGCAAUGCUUUGAAUGCUCUAAAAUUAGAAACUUGUUAGAGGCGGAAAAUGUUGGACAAACAUUUUCCCGAAAAGAGAAAAAAAACAAAAACCAAAAUCUAACCCAUCCCGCGCGUUUGACGAAGGUGCGAACCCGUUUUUCAAUCGCGUACCUACCCCCCUUUGAAUGACGUGUGUUACGUCCCAGGAAAAACAGACGAAGACAAAAAAAGAAGUUUGGGCCAAUCGGAAUGCUGUUCGGCUGUGGGGUUUCCUCCGGCCGGAACCGCACGCCGAUCUGAAUGAUGAAGAAGAGAAAAAUGUGAUUGAGAACGAAACAACUUAAAAAAAUAUUUAUUAAUACUACUAUGUGUGAUAUGAUUUACUAUACUCUACAUGCAUAUGAUUAUACUAUACCCGUAACGACUAUUGUGACGUAAAUGAAUAUAAAUUGCUAUUCAUGAUGAA